Neurospora tetraspora is the source of this 1539-nucleotide messenger RNA. RefSeq names its product cytochrome P450. The transcript has 4 exons. The record is from RefSeq and is a predicted model, not a curated record. The coding region runs from base 1 to 1539 and encodes 512 amino acids. Gene Ontology annotation, molecular function: monooxygenase activity; oxidoreductase activity, acting on paired donors, with incorporation or reduction of molecular oxygen; iron ion binding. Lineage: Eukaryota; Fungi; Ascomycota; Sordariomycetes; Sordariales; Sordariaceae.
AUGGGCGCAGCUGCUGUCCUCUACGAGGCCCGAUGGUUCCUCGCCUUUGUUGUUCUCGCAAUUUGGGUGGUACUCAAGAUCAAGCAGUAUUACCGGUUGCGCCAUUUCAAAGGACCCUUCGGCACCGGCUGGUUUGAGAUCUGGCAUGGCUUUGCCUACUUUUCCAACAAUUCGCACAUGAAGUUCAAGGAGGCCACGGAUAGAUACGGGCCCAUUGCUCGCAUCGGACCCAAUGAGCUGAUGACUACGUCUAUCGAGUUACUGGCACACAUCAAUGGAGCGAGAAACAGAUACACGCGGACUAGGUGGUGGUAUCUUGUUGGUCGCUUCCAACCGAACAGAGACACCAUUUUUAGCGAGGUCGACGAAGCCAUACACACCAAGCGUAGAGCUCAAAUGGCUGGCGGAUAUUCGGGCAAGGAAAACCCUGACCUUGAGAGUUCGGUAGAUAUUCACGUUGCAGAACUAGUCCAACUUAUUCGGACCAAGUACUGUUCGACCGAGACCAAGAUAAACCCAUUCGAUCUCGCAAAGAAAACUCAGUACCUCGCCAUCGAUGUCAUCAGCCAUAUUGGAUUUGGCGAGCCAUUUGGGGAUCUUCUUUCAGACCAAGAUGUGAAUGGCUACAUCGAGGACGUCGAUAAGGGCACAAAGGCAUUAGCCUAUCUGUUGGCCUUCGGACUGACAGAACUCGCACUCGGCACGCCACUCAUGUAUCUCUUGGGACGAUCGGAAAAAGCAAAGACCGGCUUCGGGGCGAUGACGGCCAACACUCGCAGAAUCAUCUCUAAACGUCUCGAGGACGACCCCGACAUGUCCAAGGGGACUGACAUGCUCGCCUCGUGGUUCCGUCAUGGCUUGGAUAAAGAGCAACUCGUUACCGAGUCCAUUUUGCAGCUCAUGGCCGGCGCCGAGACCGCUGCCACCUCCAUGCGAUCAAUCAUGCUGUACCUCCUUACACACCCGCGCGUCUAUGCCAGGCUUCAGGCCGAGGUGGAUGCCGCCGUUAAGGAUGGAAGAGCGGCGCCGUAUCCGAGUGUUGUUUCCAAUGCCACGCAAAGGCAACUUCCUUAUCUGUGGGCAUGCUGCAAGGAAGGUAUGCGGAUGCACCCCCCGGUCACCAACUCUUCCCAGAAGAAGGUACCGCCUGAGGGAGAUACCGUCAUGGUGGAGGGCAAGACGGUCUAUCUUCCUGGCGGUACCAACAUUGGCUACUGUGUCUGGGGACUGAACAGGGAUCAGAAGAUCUUUGGAGCGGAUGCCGAUUACUACCGGCCUGAGAGGUGGCUGAAUGAGGAGGACCCCAAGAAGCUGGCUCAGAUGAACCAGGUCCACGAGAUGCUUUUUGGUUAUGGCAAGUAUCAGUGCCUCGGAAAGCCGAUUGCGCUGAUGGAAAUUGGAAAGGCUAUUUUUGAAUUGAUGCGGAAUUUUGACUGGAGUGUAACCAAUGUGGCGGAACCCUGGAAGGAGACCAACAUCGGCGCUGUAUUCAGGACGGACGACUUCCUUGUUGAGGCAACCGAACGCUCGGUAUCUUGA